Molecule: messenger RNA, 2139 nt
Organism: Triticum turgidum subsp. durum (durum wheat)
Lineage: Eukaryota; Viridiplantae; Streptophyta; Magnoliopsida; Poales; Poaceae
Source: the annotation of a GenBank genome assembly
AUGGCGCUCUCGUCGACCUUCUCCCUCCCGCGGGGCUUCCUCGGCGUGCUGCCUCAGGAGCACCAUUUCGCUCCCGCCGUCGAGCUCCAGGCCAGGCCGCUCAAGGCGCCGAGGAGGAGGACAUCCGGCAUUUCUGCGUCGCUGUCGGAGAGGGAAGCAGAGUACCACUCGCAGCGGCCGCCGACGCCGCUACUGGACACCGUCAACUACCCCAUCCACAUGAAGAACCUGUCCCUCAAGGAGCUGCAGCAGCUCUCCGACGAGCUGCGCUCCGACGUCAUCUUCCACGUCUCCAAGACCGGCGGCCACCUCGGGUCCAGCCUGGGCGUCGUCGAGCUCACCGUCGCGCUGCACUACGUCUUCAACACCCCGCAGGACAAGCUCCUCUGGGACGUCGGCCACCAGUCGUACCCGCACAAGAUUCUGACGGGGCGGCGCGAUAAGAUGCCGACGAUGCGGCAGACCAACGGGCUGUCCGGCUUCGUCAAGCGCUCCGAGAGCGAGUACGACAGCUUCGGCACUGGCCACAGCUCCACCACCAUCUCCGCCGCCCUCGGGAUGGCCGUCGGGAGGGACCUCAAGGGCGCCAAGAACAACGUGGUGGCGGUGAUCGGGGACGGGGCCAUGACGGCCGGGCAGGCGUACGAGGCGAUGAACAACGCCGGGUACCUCGACUCGGACAUGAUCGUCAUCCUCAACGACAACAAGCAGGUGUCGCUGCCGACGGCGACGCUGGACGGGCCGGCGCCGCCCGUGGGCGCGCUCAGCGGCGCCCUCAGCAAGCUGCAGUCCAGCCGGCCGCUCAGGGAGCUGAGGGAGGUGGCCAAGGGAGUGACGAAGCAGAUCGGCGGGUCGGUGCACGAGAUCGCGGCCAAGGUGGACGAGUACGCCCGCGGCAUGAUCAGCGGCUCCGGGUCGUCGCUCUUCGAGGAGCUCGGGCUCUACUACAUCGGCCCCGUCGACGGCCACAACAUCGACGACCUCAUCACCAUCCUCCGGGAGGUCAAGGGCACCAAGACCACCGGCCCCGUGCUCAUCCACGUCAUCACCGAGAAAGGCCGCGGCUACCCCUACGCCGAGCGAGCCUCCGACAAGUACCACGGCGUGGCCAAGUUCGAUCCGGCGACGGGGAAGCAGUUCAAGGUCCCGGCGAAGACGCUGUCCUACACCAACUACUUCGCGGAGGCGCUGAUAGCCGAGGCGGAGCAGGACAGCAAGAUCGUGGCCAUCCACGCGGCCAUGGGGGGCGGCACGGGGCUCAACUACUUCCUCCGCCGCUUCCCCAACCGGUGCUUCGACGUCGGGAUCGCGGAGCAGCACGCCGUGACCUUCGCGGCCGGCCUGGCCUGCGAGGGGCUCAAGCCCUUUUGCGCCAUCUACUCCUCGUUCCUGCAGAGAGGCUACGACCAGGUGGUGCACGACGUGGACCUCCAGAAGCUCCCGGUGAGGUUUGCCAUGGACAGGGCGGGGCUGGUCGGCGCCGACGGGCCCACCCACUGCGGGGCCUUCGACGUGGCCUUCAUGGCGUGCCUGCCCAACAUGGUCGUCAUGGCCCCGUCCGACGAGGCCGAGCUGCUGAACAUGGUGGCCACCGCCGCGGCCAUCGACGACCGCCCCUCCUGCUUCCGCUAUCCGAGGGGCAACGGCAUCGGCGUCCCGUUGCCGGAGAACUACAAAGGCACCGCCAUCGAGGUCGGCAAAGGCAGGAUCAUGAUCGAGGGCGAGAGGGUGGCGCUGCUGGGGUACGGGUCGGCGGUGCAGUACUGCAUGGCCGCCUCGUCCAUCGUGGCGCGGCACGGCCUCAGGGUCACCGUCGCCGACGCCAGGUUCUGCAAGCCGUUGGACCACGCCCUCAUCAGGAGCCUCGCCAAGUCCCACGAGGUGAUCAUCACCGUCGAGGAAGGCUCCAUCGGCGGCUUCGGCUCACACGUGGCUCAGUUCAUGGCCCUGGAUGGCCUUCUCGACGGCAAACUUAAGUGGCGGCCGAUGGUACUCCCCGACAAGUACAUCGACCAUGGAUCGCCGGCCGAUCAGCUGGUGGAGGCCGGGCUGACGCCGUCGCACAUCGCCGCGACGGUGUUCAACAUCCUGGGGCAGGCGAGAGAGGCCCUCGCCAUCAUGACGGUGCAGAAUGCCUAG